Messenger RNA from Eubalaena glacialis (North Atlantic right whale), 1354 nucleotides. RefSeq names its product proteasome inhibitor subunit 1 (gene PSMF1). The record is from RefSeq and is a predicted model, not a curated record. The transcript is spliced from 7 exons. Lineage: Eukaryota; Metazoa; Chordata; Mammalia; Artiodactyla; Balaenidae. Gene Ontology annotation, biological process: proteasome-mediated ubiquitin-dependent protein catabolic process. Gene Ontology annotation, molecular function: endopeptidase inhibitor activity; proteasome binding. Bases 170 to 982 code for a protein of 270 amino acids.
CUUCCGGCGGCCACACCCCAACGCCGAGUGUCUCCAUUUUGGCCGCGCAGGUGGAGACUCGACGAGAGCUCGCGGAGUAGCGGAGCGGAGUCAGCAGAACUGUGAGGGUCGAAUCGGCUCACCGCACAUUCUCCCUUCCUUCGUCCGCCCGCAGAAGCCGGGGGCUCUCAUGGCGGGCUUGGAGGUACUGUUCGCGUCGGCGGCGCCGGCCAUCACCUGCGCGCAGGACGCGCUCGUCUGCUUCCUGCACUGGGAGGUGGUCACGCAUGGCUACUACGGCGUGGGUGCCGGCGACCAGCCGGGUCCCAAUGAUAAGAAAUCAGAACUGCUGCCAGCGGAAUGGAACAACAAUAAAGACCUGUAUGUCCUCCGGUAUGAGUCAAAGGAUGGGUCCAGAAAGCUCCUUGUGAAGGCUGUCACUGUGGAGAACAGCAUGAUCAUCAAUGUGCUGGAACAUGGCUCACAGCAAGUGUCAGACUUGACCCUGAACUUGAAUGAUUAUAUCGAUUCAGAACACCUGGUUGACUUCCACAGGGUCUACAAGAAGAGUGAGGAACUUCGGUCUCGUCUUGUGUCUGGGAUCAUCACACCUAUCCAUGAGCAUUGGGUCAAGGCUAGCGUAAGUCCCCACCGGGAGUUUCCCCCUGCCACUGCCAGAGAGGUGGACCCACUCCGGAUUCACCCACACCACCCACAUACCAGCCGGCAGCCUCCCUGGUGUGAUCCCCUGGGCCCGUUUGCUGUUGGGGGAGAGGACCUAGACCCCUUUGGGUGUCGGAGAGGUGGCAUGAUCGUGGAUCCCCUGAGAUCCGGCUUCCCAAGAGCACUUAUUGACCCAUCAUCGGGCCUCCCAAACCGGCUUCCUCCAGGCGCUGUGCCCCCGGGAGCACGCUUUGACCCCUUUGGACCCAUUGGGACCAGCCCAUCUGGACCUAACCCAGACCAUCUCCCCCCGCCGGGCUACGAUGACAUGUACCUGUGAAGGCCUCAAGAAUGUAACAUCCCAGCCUUCCCUCUACUCUCCUGGAGCUGCCACUGCUGGCCGCAUCAGCAACCGUUUUCUUGCGGGCUGGGGGCAAGGGACUCUGCCCAUGUGUUUGCAGGCCAGCUGGGAUUGCCUCCCCACCCCCUACCAGGGCCAAGGUACCUGCUGCAGCUGUCCACCUGGCUGCAUAUAGGUCCCAAAGAGAAAUCAGUGUCUCUCACCACCAGCUCCUCCCCACUUCCCAGGGAGACUCCGGCAACGUAUACCCUCGACCCGAUGCAGUCCCAGUUGCAGCACUGUAAGAACAGAACACAUUUUGGAUGUUAUUAUUAAGAACCAAAUGUCAAUACAAAACUCAUGUUGCCAGUC